AUAGGAGGAGGAAAAGUGUAAAGUGAUGUUUGGGGCUGGUUCAGUUCCCUCGUUCUGCUUUCCCCUCGAGUAGACCUCUGGCUGUGGGGAGGGAGGCAGUAUGUACACAGCGGGGACGGAAAGCUUCCUGCGCCAGGCCAGGGAGAUCCAGGAUGAUGAACUGAAAAAAUUCACCUCUCGAAUCAAGGGCUACCUCCAAAAUCAAGACUUGGGGACCGAAACUAUUGCUUGCUUGCAAAGGCUCUUCCUUAUUGUCUCAGCCACCAAAUAUGGUCGGAAGUUGGACAACAAAUUUGUGGAACUUCUGCAAGCAGUGCUGCAUUUACCAAAGUCCCCUGAGCAGGUCCAGGUCCUUUGUGCUGCCAUCUUAAGAGAGAUGUCUCCUUGUCACGAUUUAUCUCUGUCUUGGGAUAACAUCCAGGACACCAAGCUCUUGAGUCUAGCAUUCUCCAUUGCGCUAGCCCAAGGCAAUAAAAAGACGGACAUAGAAGCUGUGGGGCAGCGUGUGGUGAAAGUCCUGGAAGGCAGACUUCCUGAAGGUCAGAAUGCCCGGCACCUUCUCCCCCUCCUGUCAAAGGCCAUCAGUCUUGCACCGACGAGCCUCAACGAAGAUCAGAUCAAUCUGCUCAGCAAAAGGAUGGUGGACUGGCUCAGGUACGCCAGUGUCCAGCAAGGAGUUCCCCAAUCCUCAGGAGGCUUCUUCAACCCCAGAGCAAGACAGCCUGGUCCCAUCACAGAAGUGGACGGCACGGCCGCCACCGACUUCUUUACCGUGCUCUCCGUCGGCCAGUACUACACAGAGGACCAGUGGCUCAACAUGCAGGCGUUCUCUAUGCUGCAGAAGUGGCUUCUGUGUUACGGAAGCGAUGGAGCAGCCAGCCCAAAUUCAGAUGACAAGUCGGAGGUGGACGGCUCGAUCGUGUCCAUGGUCUCCGUCACCUCCACCUCCAGUCGUCUGCUUCCUCCGAAGGAGCGCUUGAGGGAGAAGGCCUUUGAGUACUGCCAGCGCCUUAUAGAGCAGAGUAACCGCCGCGCUCUGAAGAAAGUGGACGGGGAGCUGCAAAAAGCUUGCCUCCUCGAAGCCAUCACGGUCAUGGACAUUAUUUGCAGGCAGGACUCCUCCUACGUCUACCGCUCGCUCUCCUGCCUGACCAACUUGCACGGCCGGAUCAGCGGAGACCUUUCCUACGCCAGGGUGCUGCUACCCAUUGCCCAGUUCUUCUUGAAUCACAGCGAGACGGCAGCCGUGGACUCCGAAGCGGUUUACAAGCACCUGUUCACCAAAGUCCCCGCCCAGCUUUUCCACAACCCGAUGCUGGCCUACGAGUUCGUCCAGUUCUGUCGGCGCAACGUUCUGUUCUUCACCGAGAACCUCGGCAUCUUCCGGCAGAACACCCCAAACCUGUUCAAGUUCCUGGCAUGGAACAGCCCGGCCCUCAUCGCCGAGUAUAUGGACCUUUUACCAGCCCUGCUCAGUGCCGACACCGCCGUGGAAAUCUUUCACUUGCUGCUCGACCUGCCUUGCUUAGCGGCUGCUCUGGAGGUCCAGCUGAGGUCCGCCCUGGCUCCCAUGUCUGAGCGGACUGCCUUGGACGCCACCCUGAAGCCGGCCACCUGCCUGGAAGCCCUUCGCCAUCCAGAGUACCGGGGCCUCUUCCAGUACCUCCUCCGUGUCGAGUCUGCUCCCGGAGACCCUGGCAGGCUGACCCCCCUCCGCCGACUCCUGGGGUCCAUGGCCAGCUACCCUCGGGUCGUGCAGUGUGCCGAGAGCGUCCCUGUCUUGCUGCAGCUCUUCUUUGGGGUGGUAGCCGAGUUUGCAGAUGGGGCUCUUGCGAACAAGCUGGUCUUGGCCCUGCUGGAGAGGAGCGACCGACUUUAUGAGCUCCCAGCUUUCAAGGAAGAGGUGUUCAGAGUGAUGAGCUCCCAGCUGCCGUGUCUGUGCAGGCGGCACCCUUCGUUGGUCGCAGAGCUGUCCAAGCCGCUUUUGGAGUUCUCGGGAACGGUCACCAAUAUCCAGAGCAAAGAGGACAUCUUCACCCACGUGGUGUGGGCCGUUGGCGAAUACGUGUCGGUGUCGCACGACAGAAGGUGCACCGUAGAGCAGAUCAACAAGUUCUUCGAAGUGCUGGAAGCCAUGCUCUUCGAGAUCACCCAGCUGCGGCCCUCGGCCAGCGUCCCCAAGUACUCGCCCCGCGUCGUGGCCGUCCUCAUGACCGCACUGACCAAGCUGGCGUCGCGCAGCCAGGACUUGAUCCCAAGGGUUUCCCUGUUCCUGUCCAAGAUGAGGACAUUCGUCCAAAGCCCGGCCGUUUCCUCCAUCUACAGCGCCGAGGAUACGGACGCGAUCCUGACCCGGGCCACCGAGCUGAUGAACUUGCUGAAGAUGCCCAACGUGGCCCAGUUUGUGCUGACCCCCCCGGCCGAGGUCUCCAGCCCCCGCUUUCACCAGGACACACCCGUCUCCCUGCCGCUCGCCAUGAAGACCACCAGCCGGCUGUUGGAAGGGGGCGCCGGCUCUGCUCCUGGCUGAGGUGACGGUGCCAGAGCCCUUUGGGCGGAGCUGGGAUAUGAAGGGCGGGCAUGUCUUCGGGGGUUCUGUUUUGGCCUGGGGGAGGAUAUGGGGUAGGCAGGUUAUCCUAUUGUGUGGGAGAUUCCCUAAGAAGAGAAAUGAUUUGUGGAUGAUACAGAGAAGUAAAAUCGACAACCUCCCUCUCCCAAA
Elgaria multicarinata webbii is the source of this 2719-nucleotide messenger RNA. RefSeq names its product adaptor related protein complex 5 subunit zeta 1 (gene AP5Z1). The record is from RefSeq and is a predicted model, not a curated record. The transcript has 17 exons. NCBI's taxonomy places the organism in Eukaryota, Metazoa, Chordata, Lepidosauria, Squamata, Anguidae. Gene Ontology annotation, cellular component: AP-5 adaptor complex. The coding region runs from base 101 to 2530 and encodes 809 amino acids.